CCCAACACCAAAAGAGCAUGGAACCACACCACUUAUAGUCGCUCGACUCUCUCAAAAGCGAUGGCCUCGUCCUUUUCCCGCGCCUUCUGGCGCUCCCGCGCUUCCCUCCAAUCCUUCCACCAUCCCGCCCGUCGAGCUACCCUCACCACUACGUCGCACUCCACGCACCCGGAAUCCUCGAUCCUCUCUGCCCUCAACACGCGGACCACCAAACCCGCCAAAUCCUUCCCACCAAUUCCCCCGUUCCCCAAACAGCCGACAUCCACCAUCGCGAAGCAACCCUCCGCGACCUCGACUCCGGCAGCACAACCACCUGCCGCGACCGAAGCAUCACCCCCGGAACCGAGCUCAGCAACCCCCAAGGAAACCUCCCAAUCCAUCCCCCAACUCCUUCCCCUCCUUCGCUCCCAACCUCCCUACUACAUCCAAGCCCACAUCCACGGCAAACCCUACCUCCUCACGCAAGGCGACACCCUCCGCCUUCCUUUCCACAUGUCCGGCGUCGCCCCCGGCGACGUCCUCCGCCUGACCCGUGCUUCCGUCCUCGGCUCGCGAGACUACGCGCUGAAAGCGGGAAGCGCGCCGAAAACCGAGGGAGCAACGGCGCAGUGGGUGGAUGAGCGGCUCUUUGUGUGCAGGGCGACGGUGAUGGGGGUGGAGAGUGAGCCGAUGCGGGUGGUGGAGAAGAAGAAGCAGAGGACGAGGAAGACGAAGCAUGUUAAGAGUAAGAUGAAGUUUACGGUGUUGAGGGUGGGGGAGUUGACAGUGAGGAGUUUGGAGGAGGCGGGGUGGACGGAGGGGGUAUGAGAGAUUGUUUCGUAUACGCCUGUACGGCCAUAGUGAAUUUUUGGGCGCCAGAGAGCAACUGGAGAAGCUCGGCUCAUAACUUUGUUGUACAGGACGUUUCUGUACGGGUGAAUUGUAUAAGCAUCUAGCAUUUUCCAUAUGUAUCAACCCCUUCAUGAGAAUCUUCCGUGGGACAAGACUAUUCAUAUCAUUGCGUAAAACAAGAUGGGACGCAUUAUUGUCUAUAUUUCAGGUAAAAUCCCAUGAACCCAAG
This is a messenger RNA of Eremomyces bilateralis CBS 781.70, 1060 nucleotides long. RefSeq lists its product as uncharacterized. The record is from RefSeq and is a predicted model, not a curated record. The transcript has a single exon. NCBI's taxonomy places the organism in Eukaryota, Fungi, Ascomycota, Dothideomycetes, Eremomycetales, Eremomycetaceae. Gene Ontology annotation, cellular component: ribosome. Bases 61 to 807 code for a protein of 248 amino acids.